CUACCCUAUACCAACCGUUUUCCUGUGAGGGUCCCGCUCAACACUCUCGGCCACCAUAACACACACUCAUUUUGCAAGUCUGAAGUCGCUAUGACCAUGUCCGUCUUACGAGUCUCCUUUCAGGCUCGCUUGCGCCUUCAGAAGUCUUGUGUUGGCCGUGCUUUCUCGACUGUAGUCGACACACCAACUACACCGGUCUCGGGCCUUUCCUCAGCUGGUAGAACGACGACAACGGUUGGAAACGCCGUGCAGGAGGCAUUGGCGGCAUCCGACGUACGACACAACUGGACAAGGGAAGAAAUUAGUGAAAUAUACAACUCGAACCUCUUUGAGCUUCAGUAUGCCGCUGCGACCAUUCAUCGCAAGUUCCAUCGUCCCGGUGCCAUCCAGCUGUGCACGCUUAUGAACAUAAAGACCGGUGGUUGCUCAGAAGACUGCAGUUACUGCGCUCAGUCUUCGCGUUACAACACAGGGCUCAAAGCGACCAAACUUUCAUCCGUAGAGUCAGUCCUUGAAGCUGCUCGUAUUGCGAAGGAGAAUGGUUCAUCAAGAUUCUGUAUGGGCGCUGCUUGGCGAGACAUGCGCGGACGGAAGACCAACCUUCGCAACAUUAAAGAGAUGGUUAAGGGUGUAAGGGAGCUUGGCAUGGAAGCCUGUGUCACUCUAGGCAUGAUCGACAAGUAUCAGGCACAGGAGCUGAAGGAAGCAGGACUAACCGCAUACAACCAUAACGUCGACACAAGCCGGGAACACUACCCGAAUGUCAUCACAACAAGAACUUAUGACGAACGUUUGGCGACAAUACAGAACGUGAGAGAUGCGGGUAUAAACGUAUGUUCAGGCGGAAUUUUGGGCUUAGGCGAGCAGGCAAAAGAUCAUGUGGGAAUGAUUCACACCGUUGCAACUAUGCCCUCGCACCCAGAAUCCUUUCCUGUGAAUGCCCUCGUACCCAUCAAGGGGACACCGCUAGGCGACAAACUGGCAGCCGAAUCCGAAGCGGAAGGAAGGGAGGAAAUGAAGGAAUCCGUGCCCUUCGCAAACAUCAUCCGGACGAUCGCGACGGCGAGGUUGGUAAUGCCAAAAACAAUCAUUCGACUUGCUGCGGGUAGAAUAUCAAUGAGUGAAGAGAAGCAGAUUAUGUGCUUCAUGGCGGGCGCCAAUGCUGUAUUCACAGGCGAGAAAAUGUUGACAACAGACUGCAAUGGCUGGGAUGAGGAUAAACGUAUGUUCGACAAGUGGGGUCUGGUGCCGAUGGGCGCCCGACCGGAGCCGGAGAGUGAAGUGCCAGUAGAACAGAGAAUCGGCAACGGGCUUCAGAAAAUACCUGAAGGAAGCUGGCGCAGCUUAAAGGAACAGGCCGCAACAGCAGCUGCAUAGUCGUACAACCGCCACAAUCAUACCGAGGAUGGCUUGUGUAUGCAUGUGCGAUCCUGCGCCAAAUUAGCUCUUAGUCUAGGUAGCUAUAAAUCUGCACGCUGAUGGAUAAGUUGCACAUGCUGUAAGACUGAUUGAUCAAUUUGAUGACGACACUCUGAACUUAUCAUGUUUACUCCAUUAGACCUCCGACCAAAUGAUGUUUCAACAGGCGAAAUGAACAGUUUUUAUUCCUUAAUCGAG
Verruconis gallopava is the source of this 1617-nucleotide messenger RNA. RefSeq names its product biotin synthase. The transcript has 2 exons. The coding region runs from base 91 to 1377 and encodes 428 amino acids. Gene Ontology annotation, cellular component: mitochondrion. Gene Ontology annotation, biological process: biotin biosynthetic process. The record is from RefSeq and is a predicted model, not a curated record. NCBI's taxonomy places the organism in Eukaryota, Fungi, Ascomycota, Dothideomycetes, Venturiales, Sympoventuriaceae. Gene Ontology annotation, molecular function: biotin synthase activity; 2 iron, 2 sulfur cluster binding.